Molecule: messenger RNA, 1542 nt
Organism: Salmo salar (Atlantic salmon)
Lineage: Eukaryota; Metazoa; Chordata; Actinopteri; Salmoniformes; Salmonidae
Source: RefSeq, a predicted model, not a curated record
AUGGAAGAUGAAGAGGAGAUGGAGGAUCCACUCCUUGAGCCAAUCCAGGUGAAUGUGUGGGAGCCCAGGCUCCCUCCAGCCCCAGCCCCAAUCCCCCAGCCCAGGCUCCCUCCAGCCCCAAUCCCCCAGCCCAGGCUCCCUCCAGCCCCAAUCCCCCAGCACAGGCUCCCUCCAGCCCCAGCCAAUCCCCCAGCCCAGGCUCCCCCAAGCCCCAACCCCCCAGCCCAGGGUCCCCCAGCCCAACCCCCCAGCCCAGGUUCCCCCAGCCCCAGCCCCAACCCCCCAGCCCAGGUUCCCCCCAGACCUAACGCCCCAGCCCAGGUUCCCUCCAGCCCCAUCCCCAACCCCCCAGCCCAGGGUCCCCCAGCCGCAACCCCCCAGCCCAGGUUCCCCCAGCCCCAACCCCCAGCCCAGGCUCCCUCCAGCCCCAGCCUCAACCCCCCAGCCCAGGGUCCCCCAGCCGCAACCCCCAGCCCAGGUUCCCCCAGCCCCAGCCCCAACCCCCAGCCCAGGGUCCCCCAGCCGCAAUCCCUCAGCCCAGGUUUCCCCCAGCCCCAACCCCCCAGCCCAGGGUCCCCCAGCCGCAACCCCCAGCCCAGGCUCCCUCCAGCCCCAGCCCCAACCCCCCAGCCCAGGCUCUCCCCAGCCCAGGGUCCCCCAGCCCCAACCCCCCGGCCCAGGCUCCCCCAAGCCCCAACCCCCAGCCGCAACCCCACCAACCCUAACGCCCUAGCCCAGGGUCCGCCCAGCCCAGGCUCCCCUACCCAAUCCCCUAGCCCAGGCCCCUCUACCCCAACCCAUCCAGCCCAGCCCAGGCUCCCCCAGCCCCAACCCCCCAGCCCAGGCUCCUCCUACCCAACCCCCCAGCCCAGGCUCCCCCACUCCAACCUUGUAGCCCAGGCUCCCCCCUACCUCAACCCCCCCAGCCCAGGCGCCCCCUACCCCAACCCCCCAGCCCAGGCUCCCCAAUCCAACCUUGUAGCCCAGGCUCCCCCACCUAACCCCCCAGCCCAGGCGCCCCCUACCCCAACCCCCCAGCCCAGGCUCCCCCAAUCCAACCUUGUAGCCCAGGCUCCCCCCUACCUCAACCCCCCCCCCAGCCCAGGCGCCCCCCUACCCCAACCCCCCAGCCCAGGCUCCCCCAAUCCAACCUUCCCAGGCUCCCCCUACUCCAACCCUGUAGCCCAGGCUCCACCCAGCACCCAACCCCCAGCCCAUGUUCCACCCAGCCCUAACCCCCCAGCCCAGGCUCCCCACUACACCAUUUCCCCAGCCCAUGUUCCACCCAGCCCCAACCCCCCAGCCCAGGGUCCACCCGGCCCUAACCCACCCAGCCCUAAUCCCCCAGCCCAGGGUCCACCCAGCCCUAAUCCCCCAGCCCAGGGUCCACCCAGCCCUAAUCCCCCAGCCCAGGCUCCCCACUACACCAAUUCCCCCCAAUCCUCGGGUCCAACUCUGACCCCUCACCCCCAGCUCUCAUCUACUCCCACCCCCUUCUCCCUCCAGGGUCAUAGGGACACCAUCUCAUUAAAGGCUGCCUGA